AAGCAAUCAAAAAUCACGAUAUGAAAGUGCGAGUUAUUAGCAGAAAUCCAGAUGAGUACAUGCGAGAGACCAAGCAUGAUAUCCAUCGAUUGAAACGCAAUUAUGAUCCAAGUCUUCAUCCCAUGGAAGGAGCGCGCGAAUACGUCCGAGCCCUGAAUGCUACAAAAUUGGAUCGAGUUUUUGCAAAACCAUUCAUUGGAGACUUGGCUGGACAUCGAGAAGGUAUUACAUGCUUUGCUAAGGAUCCAACUAGUUUGUCUUCACUUACCAGCGGCUCAUAUGACGGCGAAAUACGUGAAUGGAAUUUGAUAACGAGAAAAUGUUGUCGUGCAUUUGUUGCUCAUGAAGGUUAUGUCCGUGGCAUUUGUUAUAUUCCGAAUCAUUCUGUGAAUGACAAGCAAUUUCUUUCAUGCGGUGACGACAAAGUCAUCAAGUUAUGGAAGAAUGCUCCACAAGAUGAAUUAGAUGCGGAAGUGGAAGAACCAAUUUCUACAUUUCUUAGUCGAACAACUCUCACAGAUAUAUCGCAUCAUCAAAAAGAAAAUACAUUUGCAACAUCCGGCGAAGUAUGUUCCAUUUGGGAGCAUACAAGAAAUGAACCGAUCAAAACCUUUAAGUGGGGCGUGGACACAAUGCACGCAAUUGCUUUUAAUCCCAUUGAAUCGUCGUUGUUAGCCACAUGUGCAAGCGAUAGAUCCAUCAUUUUUUAUGACAUGAGAGAGGCCAAGCCAUUGCGAAAAAUUGUAAUGACUUUGCGAGCAAAUCGUCUACGAUGGAAUCCUAUGGCUGCAUUCAAUUUCACCGUUGCAAAUGAAGACUACAACCUAUACACGUUUGACACACGACGCCUUCAAAAUCCAAUAAAAAUUCAUAAAGAUCAUGUCAAUGCGGUUACCGAUAUUGACUAUUCACCCACUGGCAAAGAAUUUGUCUCCGCUAGCUAUGACCGCACAAUUCGGAUUUAUAAUGUGGAACAAGCUCAUUCAAGGGAAAUAUAUCACACAAAACGUAUGCAACAUGUCACAUGCAUAGGUUGGUCGUUAGACAACAAAUAUAUAUAUAGCGGUUCCGAUGAAAUGAAUAUUCGUUUAUGGAAGGCAAAUGCCUCUGAAAAAUUGGGAGCACUACGACCACGAGAACGCGCCAAAUUAGAGUACAACGAAGCUCUUAAGGAGAAGUUUUCAGCUCAUCCACAGAUCAAACGCAUUGCAAAACAUCGUCACGUUCCGAAAGGUGUUCUCAAUGUCACCAAAAAACAUCGUAUUAUGCGCGACAAAGAGAUUCGAAAGGAGCACAAUCGUCGUGUUCAUUCAGUUCUUGGUGCUGUACCAUUCGUUUCAGAGAAAUCAAAACACGUUCUCAAAGAGGAGAAAUAGUUUUUUUUUUCAAAAAUCCUAUGAAUAAAAAACUUUUUUAUAAUUUUCUUAUAAUAAUA
Messenger RNA from Sitodiplosis mosellana (orange wheat blossom midge), 1435 nucleotides. Its product is annotated as DDB1- and CUL4-associated factor 13. Gene Ontology annotation, biological process: maturation of SSU-rRNA from tricistronic rRNA transcript (SSU-rRNA, 5.8S rRNA, LSU-rRNA). Gene Ontology annotation, cellular component: small-subunit processome; nucleolus. NCBI's taxonomy places the organism in Eukaryota, Metazoa, Arthropoda, Insecta, Diptera, Cecidomyiidae. The transcript is spliced from 3 exons. The coding region runs from base 21 to 1376 and encodes 451 amino acids. The record is from RefSeq and is a predicted model, not a curated record. Gene Ontology annotation, molecular function: protein binding.